This is a messenger RNA of Rhinichthys klamathensis goyatoka, 1684 nucleotides long. RefSeq names its product thrombomodulin (gene thbd). The transcript has a single exon. The record is from RefSeq and is a predicted model, not a curated record. Bases 132 to 1616 code for a protein of 494 amino acids. Gene Ontology annotation, biological process: cell migration. NCBI's taxonomy places the organism in Eukaryota, Metazoa, Chordata, Actinopteri, Cypriniformes, Leuciscidae. Gene Ontology annotation, molecular function: calcium ion binding; extracellular matrix binding; transmembrane signaling receptor activity. Gene Ontology annotation, cellular component: extracellular matrix; membrane; external side of plasma membrane.
ACGGACUUCCUUUAAAUUUUGGAGACAUGGAUGUCAUUAUAAAUGCGGCACGGCACACCUCGGACUCUAUCAGCGCGGACACUUCUCCACAUAUAACUUGGUGAAUAUCGGUACAUAACGGUUCCGCAGAGAUGAGAGAGAUCAUAGGAAUGGCGCUGGCGCUCGUUGUUCUGAAAGUUCACGGGAGGGAAAUCAGUGACGGUCAUUGUGAGGAGGGAAAAUGCUUCGCCAUCCAAACCAACAGUUUGAGUUUUGAUUCGGCGCAGCAAGUCUGUCAGGAGAGAGGAGGACAUUUGAUGACCGUACGCUACAGAAAAUCGGCCAAUAUUCUUGCUAAAUUGUUGAAUGGCACUUCUGGAAACUUUUGGCUUGGCCUGAGAUAUCAGUGUUCACACGCGAACGAUGGGUUAAAGGGAUACAAAUGGGUCACUGGAGACAACGCAAGCCACUACAUCAACUGGGAAAGCGACCGACCGGUUUGUUCUCCACGAUGUGCUUCUGUGUCACAAAAAGUUCCGAAAUGGGCCGAAAGACCUUGCGAUGACAUAAUCGAUGGUUAUUUGUGCGAAUAUGAAAACCUCGAAUAUUGUCAGCCACUGAGCAACGGUUCAGCAGUCGUAUAUGAAACUCGUUUUGGAUUUAAUGCAAACAAACUCCUCCAAGAAAUUCCUCAAGGCACAAUAGCGACAUUACAGCCGCAGAGAACGAAACACGUUUGUUUCGAAGGCGAUUGGCUUCAAGCACCUUGGAGUUGUGAGUUUAUUAAUGGUGGAUGUGAUUAUGCAUGCGUUGGGAGCGUUCCUAACAACACAUGCAUCUGUCCGCAUGGAUUUAAGCUCGACAGUAACCGAGUCACAUGCAGCAAACAGGACGCUUGUGCGCACGGGGAAUGCCAGCCGGUGUUUCAAGUUGCACAUGCAAUGUCUCCCGAAGAUUGCAAGCCCGGCUUUCGCAAAGAAAGUGGCAUUUGCGUUGAUGAAGACGAAUGCGCGUCUGCACCAUGCGAGCACAUGUGCAUCAACACUAAAGGUAGUUAUCAAUGUGCAUGCUAUGAUGGAUUCAUACAGUCGAAGGAGGACAUCCACACAUGUAUGAUGCACUGUACAGAUGAACAGUGCCCAGCUGAAUGUGACCCCAAUAACAACGACCAGUGCAACUGCCCCGAUGGUUUCCUACUUGAAGACAACAUGUGCGUUGACAUUGAUGAAUGCAGCAGUGAUAACUGUGACCAUAUAUGUGAUAAUACACCUGGGGGGUUUGUAUGUUCCUGCAGUGAAGGAUACUUGCUUUUGGAAGAUGGAAGAUGUGGAAGAGAAGACUUUGAUGGUUCAGGCAGCGCAACACCUUUUGAUGUUUCUAUAUCUACGAGUAAACCCCCAAACGACAAGCCGAUGUCAAUCUCAUCGGGCAGUCUUUUGGCAAUAAUGGUUUGCAUUGUAGCUUGUAUUCUCUUACUGGUCGGCCUCGCUCACUGCACAUUGAGACGUUUUUGUCAAAUGCACAAUUAUGAUGUGCACAAAGGCCAAGAUGAAAUCUACGACUUUCAACAGGUGAUCAUUGACAAAAACAGCACAGAACUGUCAUUCCCAAAUAGGUAUUUAAAAAGAGACAUUUAAAGUCGGACGUCACGCGAACUGAAAUGUAAAUAGUAGCCUAGAUAGUAAAUAUAUUUCAUUUUAGAUAU